Xylaria bambusicola is the source of this 2354-nucleotide messenger RNA. RefSeq names its product Abscisic acid G-protein coupled receptor-domain-containing protein. Gene Ontology annotation, cellular component: membrane. Bases 361 to 2007 code for a protein of 548 amino acids. The transcript is spliced from 3 exons. NCBI's taxonomy places the organism in Eukaryota, Fungi, Ascomycota, Sordariomycetes, Xylariales, Xylariaceae. The record is from RefSeq and is a predicted model, not a curated record.
GUUCCAACCCCACUUCGUCUCAUCUGCAGCCAGUCGUCGUCAUCCUCGUCCGAGACCAGUGAUAUUAGGGUGUAGCGGCAUCGUCUUCAACCAUCGUCGUGCUUCACCCUCGUCCCUGUCGACGCCUGUCCAAGCUCUGCACCCAGGCGUACACGUCCUGCCUCAGUGGCAUCUGCUGCCAAUAUGCCAAAGAAUCUCCAAAUGUAUCGUUAAGCCUGAUAUCGGUAGAGAAGACACGUCACCCUCCUGGACACGCUCCAGCUUCGUUCCGUCCGCGCGCCCACCCCACGUUGUCCGCCGACGGCCUUUAUAUACGUGCUCCCUCGUGCGAGAACCGCCGCCACCUAAGUCCUUUUCCAAAUGCGAGUUGCAGAGUGCACCGAUGGUCUCUGUACAGCGCCGGGCGUCGCUGCCCACUCGGUGCUGUCAACGACGAUAUCCUUGACUCCCUUCGUCCUAACAUUCGUUCUUGUGUCCGCUAUCGUUUUGCGCAAUAUCUUUCCACAGCUAGCUCGCAUUCACAAUUCACGCGACGGCGCUGACCACUUUCUUCCUUCCGAUGCGCCUCUGGCCCUGCAGCAAGCUCAUGCUGAGCAUGGUGCUAAAUCACUGCGCCGACGCGUCGCAGCUGGCGCGUUUGCCACUACCAUUGGGUUAGCGGCUGUUCUGGCUGAGCUGAUCUUGUGUGAGAUAUCCGAGCUGGUCAGCCCUCAUGCGCGAGCCACCGCAUUGCGCAUCACGGUUCCUACACUUUUGUUUCUCCUCAUUGUUCUAAUUCCUUUCCUGGAACUUCAGUCGCUUAUUGCUGGAUCGGGAUGGUCUUUCCAACGGACCGCCCGAGGCCGCCUACCUCGAAUACCCUGGGUUCUUCAAUUCAGUCUCUUUAGCGCAUGGUUAUUUGUAUUCUGGUCGCUAGGGAACUUAGUCCCUGUUAAGGAUGAAAUCAUGCAUAUUGGUACCCAAGUGGUGGCAAACCGGUCGGAAACAUCCUCCAAUAGCCUAGCCCGUGCAUGUCUUGAGCGCAUUGGUGUUAUUGGUAUCUCCCUCAUGGCACUCUUGUCAGGAUUUGCCUCUGUAUCAUCGCCCUGGCAAACCUUUGGAAACAAAGCCUCACGAAUGCCCAUUUCGGAUUCUGAUAUUGCUCGCAAGCAGGCAGGGUUGGAUGCGACCAAUGAGAUGCUUUUGACUAAACGACAUCGCUUGCAAACCUUGCAACGUAAAAUCAACGAUGCCACAAGUUCUGAAAAGUCAGGAUUCGUCACCAAGUUCAUCGGCAGCUUUCGUGGCGGAGGCGAUGCGGCAGAAAUACGUAGCUUACGUCUCGAGAUUGCCGGGUUAGAGACCAUGGAAACAAACUUGGCAUCUUCAUUAAAUGCUUUACGCUCCCGACAAGCCAAUUCUGAACGUGCAUCAACCGCUGUAGGAAAAAUCCUCUUGGUACCGACAUAUGCUUUUAGUAUAUAUUGCAUCUACCGAGUCUUAGCUACUACUCUCACGACCUUCCGCCGCCUAUACUAUCCUACAGCCUCGUUUUCCUCUGCUGAUCCAAUCAACCGAUUUCUUGGGCUUUUAGCCAAACACUGGGAUCCGAAACUAGACCAGAUCGCAUGGGCAAGGCAGAUUUCUUUCUUGUUAUCCGGGGUCAUAUUGGCAGCAAGCGCGAACAGUGUUCUACAAACUUUCAAUCUGUUCGCAAAAUGGACCCCUGGGCUCUUAUACCAAGCUCAGGCGAAUCUUGCUCUACUGAUUGGACAGAUCAGUGCUAUCUAUGUAAUAUCCGCAGCUUUGCUCCUCCGAAGUAAUCUGCCAAAGGAGGUCAGCAGUGCCGUAGGAGAUGCUCUCGAAAGUGCUCUUGAGCCUAGUUUUGUAGAUAGGUGGUUCGAAGGUUGGUUCCUGCUUGCGAGUAUGGCAACUGCUGCUGGAAUUUGGAUAGGGGGCAAGAUUGGGGAAUGGGGGGAUGAUUGGGACGAUCUAGGAAUGGAAGAGAUGGGCCAAAAGCGCUCAUAAGGAGGCCGAUGCUCGUUGCUUUCAAUUCAUGGGAAGGAGUUCGAGGCGUUUGGGAGUGGCCAACUUGAAGUGUUGAUAUAUAGUCACACACUGGCUUGCAAAAAGGAAAUAGAGGUCUAACCCAACGGACGAGAUAUGCCAACUGUUCACUUUACGAAGUAUGAUGUGAAACCCUGCAAUUGCGCAACAUUGGCGAUUUGAUCUAUCUAAUGCCUUUCUCCAAGGAAUGGCAGAUCAACAGCAGAAAGUGGCCUUUUAAAUUUCCUCUGCAAUGGUUUUGAAUUCACUCUGCAUGCUUAACAUAGCAGUACGCCUCCCCAUAGUAGCCGAAGCAGUGCAAAUGUCCG